Molecule: messenger RNA, 507 nt
Organism: Ustilaginoidea virens
Lineage: Eukaryota; Fungi; Ascomycota; Sordariomycetes; Hypocreales; Clavicipitaceae
Exons: 1
Coding region: 1-507 (168 amino acids)
Source: RefSeq, a predicted model, not a curated record
AUGAAGAGCUUCCUCGUCCUCGGUCUUUCGGCCGUCUCCCUUGUGCUCGCCCAGGAAACCUCCGGGACGGCGCCAACCGGCUCCGAGUCGGUGCCCGUGGUCACGGUGACUUCUACGGUGCCCGUGGUCACGGAGACUUCUACGGUUCCCGUGGUCACGGAGACUUCCACGGUUCCCGUGGUCACGGAGACUUCCACGGUUCCCGUGGUCACGGAGACUUCCACGGUGCCCGUGGUCACGGAGACGUCGACCCAGGUUGCUUCUUCGUCCACCGAGUCCACGACCCAGGAGCUGACCGCCACGACCGAGGCGCCCCAAACCACGGCUGCGUGCAUCGGCACCAUCACCACCUUGACCAUCAGCAACUCGACGGAGGCGUCGUACACGUACAGGCCGACCGGGCCGGAGACGACGACCGCGCCCGUCACUGCCGGCGCGGCGGUGAAUGGGCUGGGCGGGUCGGGUGUCCUUGGCGGCCUCUUGGCCGUGGUGGCCCUGAUUUUCUAG